Molecule: messenger RNA, 6614 nt
Organism: Dinoponera quadriceps
Lineage: Eukaryota; Metazoa; Arthropoda; Insecta; Hymenoptera; Formicidae
Exons: 3
Coding region: 3223-6339 (1038 amino acids)
Source: RefSeq, a predicted model, not a curated record
GAUUCAUUUACAUUUAUAGCUAUUCUAUGCCGUGCUUUGUUCUUUAUGGCCUCUUUUAGAUAUUUCUUAUUUAGUAUCAUAAUGAUAUAAAAUCUUGCUGGAGUCAUAAAUGACUUCUACUUUCCCAUGCGAGAGUUAAUUUUAUACUUAAGAAAAUGUAUUUCGCGUACAAAUAGUCUGUUCAUUUUAGCAGAACUGGCCGCACUAGUUGAAGAAAUUUAUGCGUGCUAAAGCGUGAGAAUCUCGCACGCUUCAAUGUGUACGUAAAUUUCUUGAACUAGCGCAGCCGGUUCAUCUAAAAAGAAUGGACCAAAGUUGCGUGUGACGAUAUUACAUUAUUAAUGAAUGUUACAUUAACGCUAACGCGAUUGGUACGAUCGGUGGUCGAUUCAGUUCAGACCCAAAUUUCGGCUCUAACGCCACGUCAACAAAACUUGGAAUCGGCUCGAUCCGAGAGAGAGAGAGGAUUCGAUAUAAAACAGCUGAGACCGAAUCCCGGCUCGGUGGUGAAAUCCGACGGCUAUCAAAAGGCCGUUACGACAAACGCGUGUGCAUUCGCAUCAAUCUGCGGAGCGUGAAGUCGACUUUCGCCUUCGGGGAGAUUCAGGAAGAACACUGUUAGCUCGCCGCGGGCGAGCGGUUGCUUUUCGGACACAAGAACUUGACCCAGAAUUCCGGAAAUGAACGCGCGAGGGGAUUCAUUGCCGUUGCAGCCGCGACGACAUCGUCGUCGUCGUCGUCGUUGUCGUUGUUGUCGGAGAAGCGGACUUUCUCUCUCUCUCUAUCCGGAGAAACGCGCGCUUCUCACCGCCGCCGCACGCUCAUCCACGUGAGAGGAUCGCGUGUUACUCUCGUUCGCCGAGAUUUCAUCGCCCGCAUAGCGAGAUCCACGCGCUAUGUACGCUCUAUCGACCGGGCCGUGUGGCCCGGUUGUUGCGUGAUCGACGGUUCUUCCUCUUAGGACUAAUUAAUUCCAGCAAACUGUGCCGAGCUAAUAACGCCUGAUCGCUCGUCGCUAUCGGCAGAACGAAUACGGCAUGCGUUUCUCUGCGCGCGCGGUCCGCCACUGUUAAAUCUAGAUUAGACAAGUUGCAAUUUGGAACGGCGAGAUUAGUAUUGCGACAAUUUCGUUACGCGAGACUCUCCAGGUAGACAGCUCUGUGUGCGAUAAUGAGUUUCUUCAAAGGCGAGAUUAAAGUUGGGAGUUUAAAAUAUGAAGUUAUAACGGCUUACGAAAAUGUACGUUUUUUUCUAUUUUGGCUUCGUUUACGAUUCGAGUAACGGUUCGAUGAAACCGCGAGAUUUCGGUCUUGAGACGUUUCUCAAUUCAGACAACGAAGUAGCAAGAAAGGCUGCGUUCGUAUAUUCACUGCCAGUACUGAACAAAAUCUACAGUUCAUGUUACGUGCGUGUGGUCAGUCAGGAAAAGGUUGCGACACUUUAUUUCCGAUAAAUUUUGCAACGUAUCUCCUAAGAAUGACUAAUUGCUAAAAAAAAAAAAAAAAACAAAUUCUCCUAUUGGAUACGGGAUGUAGUCCGAAACUUAUAAAAAAGAAAAGUGUUGCGACCUUUUUGAGACUGACUAUAUAUUAUGGACCAUUCGGGACAUGUGAAAUGUGUUAAAUUGAACACAAAUAUUUUCACUGUUCAUGCAAAAUUGCAAUUUCAUAAAAAAAACCGUGCUGUUCGCGUUAUUCCUAUUUUCUUUACACAGAAUAAAAAACUUUGUAUUAAAAACGGUCCAUUGAAAUUUUUAUGUCAUCUUAACAAGGCGAAUACGUUAAAAAGUAAUAUGCUAAUAAGUAUAUUAACACGUUCGCUACCACCGGCGAAUAUAUGCGGCGUCCCGAUUCCUGUAUUUGAGCCCACCGCCACCAUAUGUGCGGUGCGUGUUCUUUAUCAGUUCGUGAUAACGUAUUACAAUAAAUUUGAAAAUGAACAGUAUUGUUGAGCUUAAAAAGCAAUAAAAUAGAUAUAGAAUGUCCUUGGUCUAGAGAUAAUUACAUUUUUAUGUUAGAAAUAUAUCCUAAAAAGACCCAUGUCGUUUGGGAACACAUUCCAGCAAAAUCACUCUAAGUUGCGGUGCAAGAUUUUUUUCUCAGACUCUCGUAGCGAACGUGUUAAUUUAUUUCUGUACUUUUCAACAUAUUCUCCAUGUUAACGUGACGCAAAAAUUUCGUUUUCAACACAAAAUGUUUUACCGUGCAGAACAGCAACUGAAAUAAACGCGAAUACAGUAAUUACACGGAAACGGUAGGCGGUUCUAGACCUCCGAGCGGACUCCGCUUUUAGAAGCGUCGCGCAAUCGAUGGUAUUAUUAUUAAUGUAAAACGCCACGGUAGUACACGCUAUCGUUACGAACUCCGCUCACAUCCCCCGGCAUUCCUGAGUCGGUCGAUAUGUUCGGUGAGGAUUAUUUCCGAUCGCGCGAGGAGUCCUCUCGCGAAUUUAUUGCGAUCCCAUGAAAGUCCGGGCUCGUGUGAAAGUACGAGGACGAGAGACGACGGCGGCGGCGUCGUCUCUCAUUUGCAAAGCUGCUGAUUUGACGAGUUCCCCGACUCGGCGAGCGAGAUACCAGAAGCGAGGGAUAUCGUCGAGAGCGGCCUUCUCUCGGUGUUUUCGCCCGGCCGUUUUCCUCGACUACGCGCGAUCUGCUACGCCGCGCUUGUCGUGGCCUCGCAUCUGCAUGUGCGUGUGUAUGUGUGUGUGUAGGUGCACAUGUAUGUGUCGUCGCAUGCUGUGAGAGCGAUCACGCGUGUCUUUUCGCGGCGGUAGCCGAUCGCCGCGCUCAGCAAUGUAAUAGCCGUAACCGUAUGACGAUUAACGGCGAUCAGGCACCGGUAACAACGUGAUUCUCGCGUGGCGCGCGCUCUAUUUUUAGCAUGUAUCGUUUUCCCCCUCCCCACGCCUCUCCUUACCGCUUUUUGCGCCGAGAGAAAAUUCAAGAACACGAACGUGGUGGUUUCUGCCUCUCGCGCGCUUUUCCCCUCGGUCUUUCUCUUUCUCUCUUUCUCGCGUGACGGCGCGAGAGUGCCGUUUUUUUCUUCACGUGUAUAAUUUAUGGAAAUUCGUCAGGAAGAACGCGAUCUUCGUGAUUCUGUGCGCAGCGGUGAUCUACGUGCAUCUGCUCGACUCGGCGGACGAGGAGGUGAAGUGUCACGGGCGAGGAGUGCGGUGCCGUGAGGACGAGGAGGUAUCGAGGUUCCUGAUCGCGCUGCAACUAUGCGGAAGGCGGUCUUCGUGCUCGCGCUGAUUGCAUUCGCGUGUGACUUCUUCUCGCGCGGCGUUCUGGUCCACGGCGAUCCCGCCGGAAAGCCGGAAGCUGCGAGACGAAGCGAUGGUUAUGAGCAUCAGAAGGGUCCAUCGCGCGGCCAGUUCGACGACGCUGAAGUGCCGCGAAGAGCCGCGGAGGAUCGCGAACGAGGAUCGAGCGAGCCCGUGGGGAAGUGGAGGAACAACGGCGAGGCACUCGAGCCGAAGUGGCGCGAUGGAGAUUCCGUGCCUCUGCUGCCCUUCUCUCACUACCGGUCGUACUCGAGGGACGACGAGGUCGACGACGUCGAGCAGGAGGACUCGCCCGAGGCGGCUCGCCGACCGCUCAAGUAUCGCUAUGUCAACCAGAACCGUCCCCGAGGGAGGCGACUUCCGUUCCCGGACGAGUACGAGCCGGCGUACCGCGAUGACCCUGACGAGGACUACCCGCGCAAGAGGCGUCGCCCGCUGAAGAACCCGGUGCGCGAGCCGGCGCUUCUCUACGAGGAGACGGUCGGGAACGCGGCGAGCCACGACAAGAAACACGGCCGCAACGCCGUCGUCGACUUGUCCAAGGACGACGAGAAGGAAGCCACCUCGGCGAGGUACCGCGAGGCUUUCCAGGCUCGUCCGGACGAGCAUGAAUUCAGCGACGAGGAGUACCUGAGGCCUCGGCCGAGGAAGAGGCGGCCGCCGCAGAACUACGAGUUCGCAUUGGCGAACGAGGCGAGCCCCGAGGUAGACGUGGAGUCCACUGCGCGACCUCCGUCGCAGUCGAAGGACGCUGAAGAUCAGCCAGUCACGCGGUCACCGGACAACGCGCUCGAGCUGAAGUCGCUGCUGAAGAUGCAGCAGGAGGAGGGCUCGAGCCUGUCGGAGAUUCUACAGCGCAGGAAUCUGACUCUGAACGACCUGUUGAAGGGGAAGGCCGAUGUGAUCAACGCCCUGAAGUCGCGAAUCGCCGACGAGUCCGACGAGUACAUCGAGGAGAUGUCGAGGGUGAUGUCCAACUCGCUGAUGAAACUCGCCGCCACGCCAGCCUGGAAGUCCACGCAGGCGUCCGACGCUACCACGACGAAGUCUGCAACUUCAAGCACCCCGAAUGACUCCAGAGUAACGCUCAUCCCGGACAAGUUCUCGAUGAAGAGCCACGACGAGGCGUCUUCGAACGACACGAGUCGCGUGCCCGAGGAGGAAUCGCAGAGCGCUGAGACGAUAAGCCGGUCCGCGCAGGACUCCUCGUGGCCGAAGGUGACCACUCCCCCGAGCAUCUCGAUCACCACGUCGACGUCGUUGCCCACGGUCAACUCCAUGGAAUACUUCCUGAACGACGACGGGAACGCGGGUUCAACGAGCGACCGCGGCGCCAGGCUGGAGAACCUCGACGAGGACGAGAUCAUGGAGUUCUCGGACUUCACGGACUUCAAGAAGGCGAAGAGCCCGAUGACGCCGGACUGGUCGAGCGAGAAAGCCGAGAAGCCGCCGGCAAGGGAACCCGGGGAAGCGCGCGAUGUCGAAUCCACCUUGAGCAUCGAGCAGAUUCUCAACCCCACGGAGCGCAUCGAAUUGACGAAAGACUGCGGCGACCAAGACGUCGACGAAGACAUCGAGGAUGCUAACGACAAGGACGCGAGUCGGGACAACGUCCAGUCGAUCCGCAUCAGCGGCCCUUCCGCGGAGGAUUACAACACGUUCCUCGAGGCCGAGUAUCAGAGCGACGCCGCGAUCGGCGACGGCGGACAGAAUAUAGUGCGGGCCGACGAUGACGCGAGCACAGCGACUCCAGAAGCGGAAAAGAAGCCGAAUCCGAGCGACGACCGUACGCCGGAGAACCACCAGGCCGCAUCGAACAACCGACGCUACGAGGAGGUCGUCUCCGAGAUCGAGCCGGAGGCACGAGCGGAGAUCUUCGAAUUGUUCGCGUCCGGGUCGGCUGGCAAGCGGCUGGAGCGACUUCUCAAGUCGCGGAACAUGAGCAUAGAGGAGCUGAUCGCGUUGCGUCAGCGAGGCUCCAGCAAGGUCCACCUGACGGAGGUGUCUCGGCUGCGAGUGCCCAAGCCGAACCUCCAGGAGACCGUCAGGAUGGACGACGGCCAGAUCGUCAUAUCGCUCUCGCCGGCGAAAGGCUCCGACGAGCGCCUCAACCUCGCGGACUCCCAGGGGGCAGACGUGGUGAGAGAGAACCCGGAGAUCUCGACGAGCCAAGUGAAGCAGGACAUCGUGAGCUAUCUGCACGACCCGUUCUUCGACAGGCACUCGGAAAACACGUCGAUGUCGAGGCUGUUGGGCCUCGUGGAGCGCGACAGGAACGCGUCGUCGAGGAAGCCGCUCGACGCUAACGACGAGGCGAAGAACACCGACGAAUACGCCGAACUGGAGGACUCCCAUCGGACGGUGCACAUCGUUGACCUGUUGACGACCUUCGGUACCGUACCUUUCGCGAAGGAAGUGCAGCGACAGCUCGAACCCGAGAUCAGCGGUGAUGAAGAGCGGCUGUCGGAGACGAGAUCUACCGUGAGCGACGACCACGCGGACAUAGUGCUGAUUAACGAGCAGGAGGAGAGGAUCGUCCGGUCGAACGACUCGACGAGCGAAUUCCGCGCUGGUUUCGUCGAGGAGAUCACGCGAGAGGAGCCGGUGGACCUCAAGACGACCUACGACGACGAGAAAGCGAGCAGUACGAACGACGGGGGCAUUCUCGGCGGCGAGGAGAAGAAGACUCUGUCGAAGGUGAAGCCGAGCAUAAUCGCGAGCGGCGCGAUUCUCGGCGUGACGAUCGUCGUGUUCCUGGCGAUCUUCAUCAUCUGCCGGAUACGGCAGAAGCAGAAGUACACCUAUCGGAACACGUUCUCGCGAGCGGUGUUUCAGGGCCCGAUGUUGGCAGCGCGGAAGCUCUCGAAUUCCAGCAGUCUCAGCACCGUGAUGGUCAACGUCGUCGCCACGUCGACGGCCAAGAGGCCGGCCGAGCGGCCGGAGACGCAGGAGACCUGCUCCGAGGAGCAAGAGUUCGACGGCAAGAGCGACAUAGACAACGACUCGUUGGACGCAAACGACAGCUGGGAGACGAUACCGGAUUACGCGAAGUGACACCCGGCUCGAUACGCUCCGCACGAGCACUCACGUGACUUUAAAUCGAUCAUUGCGCGCCGUUGAAUACCGACAUCUUGCACUCCCGAGAGCUCCCACGCAUAGGAGAUAAGCUAUAUUUAUUUAUAUAUAUAUAUAUAUAUAAUAUAUAUAUAUACAUAUACUAUAUACACGUUUAUACUCUGUAAGCGCUGUAUUUGAUAUAAAAUUUGUAAAUUUUAUACGCUCAAGAUAGCUCGGUGACUCUCCAGUCUCGCUUAGACGAUUCGCAAAAU